UCUAAAUAUGUUAAAAAGAAAAAAAAAACUAUCUUCUCCCAAAUUAACAUAUACUAUCUUUGAUCUUUGAAAUGGCAGAGAAAGAAGAGAUCGUUAAAUCCUCUCAAGAAGAAGAAACUGCCCAAUCAACACCACCCUUAUUGCCAAGGACCUGUGGGAAUUUACUUGGCCCUAUUUCAACUGGAAGAAGGACAUGGCCUGAUCUAGUCGGCGUGACGGCGGAGGAAGCGGAACGAAAGAUAAAGGAAGACAUGGCCGGAGCUGAAGUUCAAGUAGUUCCUCCUGAUUGCUUUAUUACCAUGGAUUUCAAGGUAGGGAGAGUCAGGCUGUUCAUUGAUUCAUCAGGAAAAGUUGCAAAACCCCCCAUAAUUGGCUGAUAUCUCUGCAAUUUCGAUAUUAAAUUGAAAAUUAUAAUAAUUAAGAUUGGGCACUAAAUCUGUAAUCUGAAUACUCAUUUUAUAAAUUGUAUGCAUACGUGGUAGUACUUUGUUUAGGUAAAACAAUUUUAUGUAAUCUACUUAACAAAAAUUAUUUUGUAAUCACCCAUGCAAUCAAAAUUGAAUCAUCAAUUAUAAAAAUAAAUCUCAAAAAUAUAGAGUUUGAUA
Molecule: messenger RNA, 605 nt
Organism: Mercurialis annua (annual mercury)
Lineage: Eukaryota; Viridiplantae; Streptophyta; Magnoliopsida; Malpighiales; Euphorbiaceae
Product: subtilisin inhibitor CLSI-I-like
Exons: 2
Coding region: 72-377 (101 amino acids)
Biological process (GO): response to wounding
Molecular function (GO): serine-type endopeptidase inhibitor activity
Source: RefSeq, a predicted model, not a curated record